Molecule: messenger RNA, 3244 nt
Organism: Ornithodoros turicata
Lineage: Eukaryota; Metazoa; Arthropoda; Arachnida; Ixodida; Argasidae
Product: neprilysin-1-like
Exons: 2
Coding region: 1243-3183 (646 amino acids)
Biological process (GO): protein processing
Cellular component (GO): plasma membrane
Molecular function (GO): metalloendopeptidase activity
Source: RefSeq, a predicted model, not a curated record
CUUUACGUAUACGGAAAGGCGAUAGCGUACGAUGCAAAUUUUCUUGGCUACGUUAUACUCACAGAAGACGUCAUUGUCGGGUGACAGCCUGGCAGGUGCAGACAUGGACAGUAAUGAAACGACAGUAUUGUUGGCUUCGAAGAUCGAACAGUAACGGAAGAAAAUAUAAAAAAAAUACGGCUUAUUGGGCCUGCGACUACGAAACAGUUAACCACACAUAUGACGUGGGACGUCAACCACACAACUUCGCAAUGUCUGCAGUCCAAUCACAUUAGCAAAUCGUUCGUAAGCAAAGCUCGAUUUGGUGAUAGAAGACUGCCACAGAAAUGACAAGGGACUUGCUGGUCCUUCUCCGCCUGGUCUCUUCGCAGGGCAAUCGCAACACAUCCAGCAUAUGCUCAGGGUCCACACUGCGAAAGUGUACAGUGGACGCGCGUAUAGUUAGCUGUUCUGUAAACAAAAUCUGUCCAGGUAAUAGCUAAAAUUCCAAGAACGUAGUUGGGUCACGUUUGAUCAAAAGGAGAAAACCAUAGUGUGUUGACGUGCUAUGAGCUCUACUCCGUAAAGUGUGUGUAUUGAUAUUGCCGUUGCUAAAGAUAGCUCGUGUACCUUGGCUCACGCUAAGUGAACCUAGAAUACAAAUUUGUCAGCGCUUGGGUCCACAAUAAAGGCGACAACAAAUGACCGGCAGUGACGGCCUCGCAUUCCCGCCUAUGGCAACGACAACGCAGACAGAAGGAGGCCUGCCCGAUGUCUCCCAUCUCAUCUUCGCUAGGUGGACACAAAGUCGCGGUUCAUUCAAUCGUUCCAGACUAGCCAUGGCGUCUCGUGACCACACCUACGGCUGCCGUAAGCAUGGUUAAGACUACAUGGCGGACUCAUAAUGGCUACGUCAUGUCGAUUAAACUACAGUGCACUGUACUAGACCUUUCUACAAAAGCAAGCGCCACCUGUGGCACGCAAGGGAUCAUGGGAACUUGGAGCGCCUUAGAGCAUUACGAGACGCCCAGAGGCGGCGGUAGAAGAACAACAACGUUCCCGGUGUGCGCAGCAGCAGCGUCAGCCGGAUUAAACCAUAAGCGAAGCAGACGACGGAGCAGUGUCCCUCAGUUCCUAUGCUGCUUUGCGCCGCGCGCUUGGUGGCGCGCGCACCAUUUUAAAACCGUCCAUUAAACCAUCAGGCUUUGUUUAAUCUAGGUGGCACUGCCUGCCGCCGCUCGUCACACCCGGUUAAAGGGGGAAAUGGCCGUUGCAUUCCAAGUCCAAGAAGUCUGCAACACGGAGGACUGCCAUUACAUGCGCUGGCUCAUCAAGCUUUCCGUGGAUACGAAGAAGGACCCCUGCGAAAAUUUCUACGCUUUCGUCUGCAGUGGAGCUGAGCCGCAUCUCUCACAGCUGUACACCCAAGCCGGAGGAGGGAAUCUGGAUUUAAUCACUUACAAUAUCUCUCUCGCAAUCUUCCGGAGCUUGAACGACGAACCCGUCCCGCCUACAGGGCAAACCGGAUUUCAGAAAUCGGCAGCGUUCUUCCAGAAAUGCAUGCACAGUCCAUCUGAUAAAGAUGCCGCUGCUAUAAGGGAUUUCUUAGUUCAGCACGACAUGGAUAUAGCGAUGACAAUGGUCUUUGAUCCGCUGAGCCUUAUGGUGGAAUUCAUGGUGACAAUCGACAUUCCUUUAGUGUUCUGCAUGACUGCAAGCGCUCCGCACGGGUCUGAGAAAUUCACGAUCCAAAUAGCCCAGCAUUCCGCUUUCAUACGGUCGCGGAGCCUUAAUGCGAAAAGUGAGCAACAACGCAAGAAUGAGGUCGCCAAUGUCCUAUCUACUAUAUUUUCGACGAAUAUUGACACGAGCCUCGUGGAUAACAUCGCGAAAGCCGAAAUAGAUGUUAUACGAGUAUCACGGAGCAAUGACCAAAGUACGCGCACUCUGAAGACAUUCGAAAUAUCACAGUUGGGAAACAUAGGAGGAGACAAUGCACUGUCCGUCAGGUGGAGCACAGUCCUCUCGACUCACACCGGCUCGCGUCUUCCACAAGGUCGACAAGCUAUCAUGAGUCGAGAGAACAUCGAAUUCUUCCACCACCUCUUCGGAAAGAGGAGAAAGCUUACAGAAGCCGAGCUCAGACUAUACUUCCUAUUGAGGACCGCCAUGUACGCCUACGGAGUUUCUGGCUUCGGAGUGGAUCGCGCCCUCCAGCAGGACCGGUGUAAAGUGUCAGUACAAGAGAACUUUCCCAUCGCUGCCAGCUCUUCCGUGCUCUUUCGCACAACGAACAACAGCUCCAGAAUUCGUGCUGUCAAUCGGAUGGCUGAUGAAGUCAUAGCGGAAAUCAAGAAAUCCUUCGGACAUUCCUCAUGGUUGGAUGCUCCUACUCGACGACGUGUCCAAGAGAAGAUAUCCUCGUUGAACAAGGUCAUCGGCUACCUAACACAAUUCGACACGCCUGGAAGAAUCGACACAUUUUACAGAAACCUUCCUGGCCUACACGGUCCCUACAUCACGGACUUUUUCAGCGUGAACGAGUUUAGGACGAAGAUAAUGUGGGAUAAUAUUCUCCGGGACAAUUUACAGCUCUCUGAACAUCGACAUGUUCCUGUGCACAUCGUCAACGCCUUCUAUUCAGUGGCGGACAACGCGAUGAUAGUUCCACCCGCCGUCAUGCUUAGGCCAGCCUUUGCGCUUGGAGGUCCACCGGAAGUGAACUAUGGCGCGCUGGGACGAAUUUUGACCCACGAAAUAAUGCACGGCUUCGACGAGGUCGGCCGCCACUUUGACGGUAAGGGCGUUAACAAUUCGUUGUACGCAGAGGCGAGCCUACAGAAAUACGAAGCAUUACUUCGCUGUCAUAACAAAAGCGUCGAGGGUGCAACGAAAACGAGGAGGUCAGCAUCUUACAAGAACGAGUACCUCGCAGACACAAUGGGCGCUAUGUCUCUACAUAAAGCGUACAAGAAGGCGAAGCGCGGCUCAGAGGUACACUUAGGAGACGUUACGGGACUGACGAGAGACCAGGUCUUCUACGUCUCCUGGUGCUUGCUAUGGUGCGGAAAGUACCUUGAGGACGGUGAACGCAUGGAUGAGAGGUGCAACAUCCCGUUUAUGAAUUCUGCGCACUUCAGCGAGGCAUUCUCUUGCAGCAAAGAUUCGCCCAUGAAUCCUUCGAGAAAGUGUCGUUUCUGGUAGGAAUUGUGGAAGCUUAUACUAAUAAUGUUUCGUGCGUAUUAAAACGUCGUUCGCAACAAUC